Spizellomyces punctatus DAOM BR117 is the source of this 3683-nucleotide messenger RNA. RefSeq lists its product as uncharacterized. The transcript has 6 exons. Gene Ontology annotation, biological process: SCF-dependent proteasomal ubiquitin-dependent protein catabolic process. NCBI's taxonomy places the organism in Eukaryota, Fungi, Chytridiomycota, Chytridiomycetes, Spizellomycetales, Spizellomycetaceae. Bases 193 to 3366 code for a protein of 1057 amino acids. The record is from RefSeq and is a predicted model, not a curated record. Gene Ontology annotation, molecular function: protein binding. Gene Ontology annotation, cellular component: SCF ubiquitin ligase complex.
GGCAAAGGUUGGGAACUUGCUUUUUGCAAACGAAAUUCCUUUGAGCUCCCGGUCUGCGAAGGAGGGCCGAGGAUCCGUUGUCAUUGUUGCUUGGUUUGUGCAGGCAUUUUGUUCAACGUCGGAGGGUUUUGUCUGCACAUUGCUUGGGAUCAUUGAAAAGUUUGGUAUUGUUUGCGGUGGCUUGUGAGCGAUAUGGCUGAUACGCAAGAGCUUCAACCAAAGGAAGAGCUCCAAAGGACGGAGUCACCCAUUCCUACGGUCUCCAGCCAAAAGUACAUGAACCUUCCCGCACCGGUCAUAUCGGGCAUUGUGACAUAUCUGGACCAUGCUGAUCAAGUAUCUGCUCUUUUGGUGUGCCGAGGCUGGUCGCGACCUGUAGCGGAAGCCAUGUACAGAGCGCCACCGUUGCAGUCUUCCGACUCGUUCGAGCGCCUCAUGUCGUUGCUCAACACACCACUGCCGGCGCAUCCCUAUCCGGAAAUGAUUCGCGAACUAGACAUUGGCAGCUCAGCGGCAGACAACCUGUACAUGGGUGAUCUGGAUGCGACUCUUGCUGUUUGCACAAAUCUGGAGGUGUUUAGAUUGGAGAACUGCUUUCACAUUUCCAAUAUUCUUGUGCGUUCGCUUUCGACGCAUUGUCCAAGUUUGAAGCAGGUCGACUUGCCAGGCUGCCCUAUUUCCGAUUCGUUCAUUCCGGUUUUGAGCAAGAACUGUCGGCAGAUCGAACGCUUGGACCUCAGCUUCACCAACCUUACUGUCGCGUCGCUGCAUGCGAUUGUGCUAAACUGCGAUAGCCUCAUCCAGCUCGACCUUUCCGAGUGCCGGCCAGUGGAGGAAGACACUGUGCUUGAUCUGUCCAACAAGGGUUUUACGCGACCACUCCAGUGGCUAAAUUUGCGUAAUACUCCUGUGAGCGACGAUCUCCUUCGGUUCACGGCUACACAUUGUCCGAAUCUAGAAGACUUGGUGUUGGAGUCUUGUACCGAAAUUACCGAUGAUGCACUCGUCAAGGUUGCAAACACUUGCACAAAGCUACGCCGGUUGGACGUGUCCUUUUGUGACAACAUCUCCGAUCUUUCACUGCAAGCGUUCGCAAUGCGAGCCUCAUCAGCAAAUGGGGGAACACUGCGCGAGCUGUACUUGACAGCCUGCGAUAGUAUUGGUGCUAUUGCAGUGCAUAAUCUUGCACAAAAGUGUACAAAUCUCGAUCUUCUGGUGCUUGAUGGAUGUGACAAGAUUCUAGGAACGUUUGUCCAGUCUUUUGCUUCUCAACCGUCAGAUGAACUUGAGUGUCUCUUGGAAGGGGAAGCCAUCCGUCUUUUUGCCGCACACGUCCCAGGAUCUAACCCUGUCACACCACCUGCUUCUCCGGGCCGCCCAGCUGGAGCGGCUACAAACUACAAGGUUCAAGUUAGCUAUGCCACGACAUAUGGUGAAAAUGCAGACGUUGGCGGCUGGCGGUCGAUGAGCAAUGUGUAUGGUCCGGGUGGGCAGGAUUCCGCGGCGCUGGCGGCCGCCGCCCUAGAGGCCGCAAAGGUGCAGGCUUCAUCCGGUGCGCAGCUUCAUCGAAGCCUCUCACGGCGUACGUCUCGUUCGAUGUUGCGUAAGCGAUCUUCGAUGAGUCUGGCGGACGCAGCAGCUGAAGCCGAAGCCGCAAAACAAGAACGGCAAGAAAAGAUACGCGAAAAGCGCAGAUCCCGGACAUCCAUCGAUCCAACCCCAGCACCGCCGCCUCCCGUCGUUUCUGCACCAAUCGUGGAACCCACGCCUGCGCCUGUACCAGCAGUCACUGCUGGUCAAUUGCUCGCUUCCGGCAGGACGUCACCUCCGUCAGGAGAAGAAAUCGCUGGUGCGAUUCCGCUGGCAUCUGGACGCCGGAGGAGCCAGCCACCACCGCCAGCCAGCGAUUCCGCAACAAACCCGCCAUCUACCACACAAGGGCAAGGUUGGGGAGCUGCAGCGUCUUCCGCGACUUCGAACUGGGGUGCGCCUCCGGCACUUGUAUCGGCGCCUGCAUCUGCGACCAACUGGCAACAGAAGCCUGUAGAUUCGUGGAAUCAAGGUACACAGUCUACCGCGGCGCCAGCAACAAACUGGACAAACCCCACUCCACCGGCGUCACCUGGCGUUAACGGUGUACCUGAUCAGCAACCUGUUCCCGCGCCGUUAGACAAAGUUCGUCGGCGUAGUAUACCCGUACCUGCUGGUCCGCCACCUCCUGGAACCAACACAGCAUGGUCAACCCCUGCUGGUCUUCAACCUCCCCCUGCUCCGAUCAUAAACGGAGGAGCGUCUGUGACACCACUUUCUGCACCACUACCAGCUCCUGCACCCGCCCCUGCUGCUCCAGGGACAGAGACUGUCCUUCUUGCAUCUGGUCGUGCGGCGCGUGCUGCGGCCGCAAAGGAGGCAACAAUGGGCAACGGAGCUUCGCCAGCCCUAUCUGAUGGCGCGACGAUAUCAUCUGGUGAAGGCGGUGAAUCAGCGGUAUUGCUUGCGUCUGGGCGUCGUCGCUCCCGCACUGGUUCGAUGACUUCACCCCCAGUGGCGGACGUUCCGGCCAUUGCAACUAGCCUUCCUAUGGGAAAUGGAGCACCUGCCCUUCCCUCCCCAUCAGGUCUUCCGGCCGCACCGCAGGCUGCGCAGCCCUGGGGCUCUAACCCCACCAUUUGGACUAACCCCGCCCAGUUGACAUCUGCAAGCUCGACGUGGUCUACAGCAAACUCCAGCACUACUGGGGGGUUUGUCGAUCCGUGGGCAAAGUCACCUCAAUCCCCUUUCUCUCCUGUCAGCAAUGAUCCCUGGGCAGCUCCACCAUUGUCGUAUCAACCACCUCAACAGCCGCUCGCUUCACCGCCUGUGGCGCCAUAUCCCCAACCUACACCAUCGCCCACAUGGGGACAAAACGGCGCUCCUACCACAAACAUUCGUCUUGCUGCUGCUCCCGGUUGGGGUGCAGCGCAAGGCGGAAGCUCUGGUUGGACUUCCACUUCACCCUACUCUCCCAAUGGCGUCGGCCAGCCUUCUGGCGGUUACUUUGAACGAACAAGGGCAAGGAUGCAAGCGACAGGGUUUGGCACGCAGGGUGGAUACGGAUAUGGUCCAGCGGGUGACGAUGACAUGAACACGUCGAGCGGAGGCUUUGUCUUUUCAUGCUCCAGAAGAGGGAAAAUGCUGUUGAAAUUGAAGAUUGAAACCAAGACAGGAGGACAUCAGACCUUGGCUGUACAUGAGUUUGAUGAUCCGCAUCAACUCGCCUCCGAGUUUUGCGCUUACUGGGACAUGGCAGCGUUCCGUGAGCCAUUGGUCCGGCUCAUCUCGGUCCGGAAGACCAAUGCAGUCAGACAGCGAGUUCAUGCACAUUAGCAUGUGCGGUUAAAAAAAAGCAAAGUAUCAUUGUAUCAUAGAUGGGAUGUGGGUUUCUGCUGAGUAGAACCUCAUUGGAAGUCAGUAGACGAGUUAUUCCUAAUGGACGUCUUAUGAACCGCGUAGCUCUUGAGUGUGUUCUCUGCGUCUCUAUCUCCUAGAAUUUCUUUUUACGUUGGCGCUGGUCUGUAUUGUCUGUGUAGUCCCCCAAUUUGCUAUUUCCUGUAGUUAGGCGAUCGUCCGCGAGGAUGGACAUUAGAUGAUGAUAUUUGUUGUGUAGGACUAUAUUUACAUACAUAUAUAAACGAAGGCACAUA